AUGGAGUUUUCAACUCUUCUUGCCACGGCAGUGUGUUGCCUCGUGGCCCUCGGGCAGGCCGCCGGCGUGUCCGAGCAGCUCAGUGAUCCGCGCCUCCUGCUGCCGCUCAGUGAGGCAGCCCUUCCCAUUCGUUACAACCUCACCGCUAGCAAUGGUUGCUACGCUUGGUCCUCCAUGCGCCCUGACCUCAUCCAAGUCACUGGCGAAGAAGGCGAAUGUGCUCGCCAAGCUGAAGUCCUGGUCGUGGCCUCCCACCUGCAACGUAACGGCGUAUCGGUUCCUGUGGUUGCUGCCAACCAAAAGAGCGGUCAAGUCCUGCGCUGCGAGGUUGAAUUGGCACCCGUGCACCGAACCGAGCUCAUCACCGUUGACCGCACCAUCUAUCUUGAAGAGCCCCCAGAGUCACUGUCGCUUCGCGGCUAUGACAGCGAGGGCAACAUGUUUUCCUCGCUAUCUGGCCUGGCCUUUGAGUGGCGCAUCAUGGACGAGAAUUGCACCCAGGAAUCCAGUGCUGUUCUGACCACCAUCGCCUACUCCCAAUCCCCUUACGAUGCGCCGGCGCAUAUCUCCCAGCUUCAAGGCGAGAAUCAGCAGGGUGAUCGCAUCCUUGUUGUUCCCCUUGCGGCUGGCCGUGCCUGCGUGCAAGCUGUUUUGAAGCACACGACAGUAGCCUCGCCGCCAGUCGUGCUGACCGUCGUCGAGCGCACCUGGCUCGAGCCCAUCAUGGCCCACCUUGCCGUACAGCAAAAGCUGCAUCUGCAAGCCUAUCGUGGCUAUGAUAAGCAGGCUCUGGUUCUCAGUCGCACGGGCCCCUACCAACUGGCCAUCGACAACACUACCGUGCUCAAGCUCCAGGGCCAGCAAACAGUACUUGGCGAGACAGAAGGCAGAGCUGUGGUCACGCUUCGCGAUAAGGCCGGCUUGAUGCUUGAGCGGGCUCUGCCUACAACGUUUGUGUCAGUUCAUACCCCAACCACGCUGACCAUUCAAGUGGGCACCUGCUCCGUGCUGGCCAUGAGCCCGUGUGUGCUCCUCCGAGGCCACAAGUAUCCCGUGCAACUGCGCCUCUUGAGUGGACAACAAGAGAUUCUUCUUGAUGGCCUGACCUUCCAGCUGAACAUUGGUGACGGCAAGAUCAAGCUCGGCAGUUCCAGCAAAAAUACUUCCUGGUAUGAGGUGACUGCCGCGACAGCUGGUAUCACGACCCUUAAAGCCUCUUAUCACGGCCCCGAGGGAGCUCAGAGCAGCCAAGCUCUAUUGACGGCCAGUCGCAAUGUGCAAAUUCUUCACCCCAUUGACAUUCAACCAAAGCAAAUGAUUGUACCCUUCUCCGCAAACGCCCGGCCCCUCACCGUCCGAUUCAAGGCCUCUGGUGGCAGUGGCGAGUACACAUGGAGCACCAAUGCCACCGCGGGCAAAGCUCCCAAACUCCAGGAUGGCUCCUUCACCAUCACCGACACUGCCGGCCACGCUUUCCGCCAAUGUCGACACAUGCCCAGUCACUGGUCCCUCGACCAGUCACACUUUACAGUCCUGAAGCAGGGAGCUGAUGCCAACAGCGAUGACCGUUGCCCGGCCGCAGCGUGCAGCUGUGUGGUACUACGUGCUACCUCGGCGGGCUCCGUGCUCGCGACGUUUGCCAGUGACAGUCUCACGGCAACUGCACAUAUUGCUGCUUACGCCGCGUUGGCUGUGGAGCCUUCGUUGGUGGAGUUGACCCCUGGCACCACGUUCAACUUUCACUACCUGGGAGGCCCUAGUCCUGCAGACGCUGCUGCGCGUGAAACCGCCGUGCAACGGGAUAUCUUAGGCACUGGUGCUGUCGGACUUGAAUGGCAGUUUGCCCAUGGUCCAGAGUUUACACUCCAGGCCGGGACUCAGCUGGGCUGCCACAAACUUAACCUCACCCUGCAUAGCCUAGACAACGGCCAGGGGCCUCGGGAUGUAGCCCCCUUUACUGUCUGCGUAACCACUCCGCGCAAUGUGUCUUUCGAGCUUGGAGCUGUACGCAGCCCUUCUUGCCCUGAACAACCCUGGUUUUUCUUCGAGGGCACUCGUCACCAUAUCCGCCUUGUGCCUGUGGCCCACUACCGCCCAGCGUACGACAACAGCAGCUCGCUCGAGUACUCAUGGCACAAAGCCAGUCAGCACCUGGUGUCACGCGCAGCACAGCCGGGGGAAUACGACCUGGAUUUUGCACGCGCUGAUGAUCGCCAACUGCAUCUUUCCCUGCUGGUGGAUGCCCCCCGUCACCCCCGCUGCUUCACGCGCACUGUGAGCAUGCAGGUCGUCAAGCCUAUCGCUCUGCAGCCCAGCUCCGUCCCCAUGCUGCUGCAGGACAAUGUCCUGGAGCAGGUGACCAUCACCGGGGGCUCGGGUUACUUCAAGGCAGAAUCACAACCCGCUACUCUGGCCAACAUUGCAACCAAGGGGGCUACUUUGGGUGUGCGCCCCCUACAAGAAGGCACCGGUUUGCUGGAUGUUGACGACAUCUGUACUCUGCCAGCAGCCUCUGUCACCGCGCAAAUGACGGCCUAUGGCAUCAAGGCGAUUGAAAUUUAUGGCCCGGAGGUGCUGCAAGUUGGCGGCACGGCGCCAUAUCAUGCCUGCGUGCGCACAACCACAAACACGUACCUGAGUGCCAAGGAGCUCCAGCUCGUUGACUUGCAGGUGGAAGCGCGCCAUCUUGUGCGUGUGCAACGCCUGGAGAACCUCCCGAUUGAGCGCGUGGCGCUCUCGCCCACCUCGUCUUGUUUUGGCCUGCGCUUCAAUGUGACGGGUAUCGCAUUUGGCGAUGCCAGCUUCCGCUUGCUCCGGCCCAAAGAAGGCGCUCAGGCCGCCGUAGCGGCUCGCUUUGCCAUCCAGGUGUUUGCCCCGCUAUCGGUGGACCCGGCGCACUUGCGGAUGAUUCCGAGCUCUUGUGCCGUGGCUCAUAUCGAGGGCGGGCCCAAAGGACCACAAUUCCAGACUCGUGUCACAGCAGACCGCCAGGGACAUGUCACGCACCGCUUGGAGGGUGAUCGAAUUGUGGUCUGCGCGCGUGAAUUGGGUUCAGUCCGCUUGCAGAUUGCUGCCCACGACACGAGCAAGGCUCCCCUCACAAGCACGGUCCUUGACGUGUCCGUGGUGGCCAUUGAUGGCAUCCGCUUGCGUAUCCUUACGCCCGAGGUGCUCCUGGACACGACACAGCAGAUUGAAGCUGAGUUGCUGUUGGGCGAUGCCGUAGUGCAUGGUGCCUCGGUACUCAAUUUCUCCUGGUCUUCAACUGCCAAUGGUGUGCAGUUGCGCAAUAUCCUUGGUCAAUCUCAGGCCGCCCAACAGGAAUACACGCGCGUGCUCUACGCGGCGCGCGUCUCACAGUCUUCUGUCUCGGCCACCCUUGCAUGCAAGAAGCCAUAUUGUACCGCCACAGCGCCGCGCUUGGUGGCAUCACAGCCGGUGACAGUGGUGCCACGCCUGAGCUUUACUGAAACGGAGCUGGUGCUGAGCUACGGUGCCGCUUACGACCUUGCGUUGCCCGCGGCAUUGCGUGGCCACAACAUGAGCUUCACCAUUGCCCCCAAAACCCCGGCCAUGCCCACUGUGGACGCUCAUGGUCGCCUGGUGGCCACCUCGGCCCGCUGGACGGGCAGUCUUGGUGUGGAAACCAUCACGGGCGGCAUUCACCAGAGCGCCUAUUUGCCGCUGCGUGUGGUGGCCCUGCACCACGUGAGCAUGUUGCCGUCCCCCAAUUGCAGUGCGCUGGCGGUCGGACAGAGUUGCCAAGUUGCCCUUGUGCUUCAUGACAGCAGCGGCCGUCGCUUUACCACCACAAACGGCAUCCACAUUCAGACGCGCGUCAAUGGGGAUGCACAAGUAGCCGCCGAGGUUGAGGGCAAUUUCCUGGCUCUGCGGGCUUUCACGAGUGGCCAUGCGACGAUUGAAGUGGUCGCCCGCUCUCAUGGCACCGUGUCGCACCAUGCCACUCUGACGGUGGUUGUGCGGGACACUUUGCGCCCCAGUGCGCCCGUGCUGGUCCCAGCUCAAGGCGUGUGUUUUGAGCAUCCUGAUGGCAAACUCCAGCGCCCGCGCUGGGAAUCAUCCAAUACCACUGUCCUGGCGCUUCAAAGUGAAGGCUGUUUCGUGGCGCAGCAGACGGGUACGGCCGUGGCCGCCGUGGCCGUGGACCAGUUUCUCUUCAACACCAUGGUGACUGUUUCGCCAUUGACGGCGGUCGAGGCGGUAGUGCCGGUCGGCGAGGUGCUCUCGCAGUCACACACAAGUGUCUCCGUGCCCGUUACCCCUUGGACGGCGCAGGGUGCCGCUUCCAACUUUGGAGGCCGCGCGGCAGCUCAAGUGACAUGCCAUGUGGAGGGUGAGGCGCGUGGCUCGGCCGUCACCAAGAUGGUGGUUGAGGAAGAGGGCUUCACAUGCGUGGUGCAGUUGCAUGUGCAGAGCACGCCGCUCUAUCUGCCUUCUGGGGUUGUCAGUGUGGUGGUUCAGGCGCAGCCCUUGGACCAGCGUGAUGCGGGCGUGCGCCACCAAGUUGACGUGCCGUUUGCAGCGCGCCUGAUGCUGGAUGCCCCCAUGCAUCAGAAGCACCGACACCAGGCUACCCGCGUCCUACUGUUCGGCGUCACUGACAUCCGCCUGGUGGACUUGAGUGUGGAUGGAGUGGUGAUUGCUUCAGAGGCUCGCCGAUCCACGCCUGCGCUCCGAAAAUGGAGCCUAGGCGGGGUGCGUGUCAAGGAAUAUGGCCGUGUUCCUGCCACGGGUGCCGUAAGCCUGGACGUGUUGAUGACCGGACCUGAGCACGAGGAAGAUCGCAACCUGACCCUGUGCUUCCAACACCGUCAGACAGAGCAGCGAGUCCAAUCGACCGAUGAUGCCGAACCCGUUGCGAUGGAGCGCGUGGAGGCAUCUUCACCCGCCGCGCCUCCUCCGGCCUACAAUCAAGGUGCCACCCCGGCCCCUAUGGUGACCGUGGUUCUGCCCUCCUACGAUGAGGUCCAGCAGAUGAAGCAACGUGACAGCCCGGUGGAACAACAGGCUGUGCUUGUCAACGCGACCCAGGUGCCCGUCAACGGCAUGCUGCUUGGUGAUGACUUGACCUUUGUCUGCACCUUUAUGGUGGCCUUCUUCCUGAGCUGGCUUGGGUAUCUUUUUACCCUGUGCAUGGGUCAGACCAUUGCCGCCCGCACCGGUGGUCUUGCCGGCUUUGGUCUUCACAUGGUCAAGCUCGCCUUUUUGCUCCAAUACGUGCACCGUCACCACGAGGACCUUGCAGACGACGAUCAAAAUGCUGGCGUAGAAUUGACCGACGAACAGGGUCAUCAACUUCCCCCCUACCACAGCUGGAUCGUCCUGACCCUUGGCAUCCUCGGCUUUUUGCUCUUCGUUCGCGGUGUGACUGCCUACGGCAAGGCCAAGGCUGCCCCCCUGCCGUACCGCCUGGGCAACUUGAUGGAGCCCACUCGAGACUACCGCCAAAGCUCGUGGAGUGCCGUCGCUGCUGUCAACCAAGUGUAA
Messenger RNA from Monosiga brevicollis MX1, 5508 nucleotides. RefSeq lists its product as uncharacterized. Gene Ontology annotation, biological process: metal ion transport; vacuolar transport. NCBI's taxonomy places the organism in Eukaryota, Choanoflagellata, Craspedida, Salpingoecidae. Gene Ontology annotation, cellular component: nuclear pore. The record is from RefSeq and is a predicted model, not a curated record. The transcript has 21 exons. Bases 1 to 5508 code for a protein of 1835 amino acids.